AUGGCGGACGAUAAGAUGUACAUAUCGUACAACAACAUACACCAGUUAUGUCAAGAAUCUGCUGACAAAAUUAAACAAUUUAACCCAGACUUGAUCAUUGCUAUUGGUGGUGGAGGGUUCAUUCCAGCUAGGAUGUUGCGUUCAUUCUUGAAAGAGCCCGGUCAGCCCAAUGUAAGAAUUAUGGCAAUUAUCUUGUCUCUUUAUGAGGAAGUGGUGAAUUCAGACGGAAUAGAGGAAAAACCAGGUACUCAAGUAGUGAGAACACAAUGGAUUGAUUAUAAUCAAUCCAAAGUUGAUUUGGUUGGUAAGAAUAUUUUGAUUAUUGAUGAAGUGGAUGACACUAGAACCACUUUACAUUAUGCCGUAUCGGAAUUGAAGAAAGAUGUUGAAGAGCAAGCAAAAGCUAAAAAUGCUGAUCCAAAGGAUACUAAAUUUGGUAUAUUUGUCUUGCAUGAUAAAAAGAAGACAAAAAAGGCAGAUUUACCAGAUGAUAUUAUGAAGACGGGAAACUAUUUUGCUGCUAGAACUGUGCCCGAUUGUUGGAUUGCUUAUCCUUGGGAAUCAACUGAUAUUGUGUACCACCAGAAGAAGGCAGAAGAGCAAGGAAAUGAUGUCUUUCUUCCUUCAACAACUAAAGAGUAA
Messenger RNA from Lodderomyces oxycetoniae, 642 nucleotides. It is a transcript of the gene HPT1, whose product is annotated as hypoxanthine phosphoribosyltransferase. The transcript has a single exon. Gene Ontology annotation, molecular function: hypoxanthine phosphoribosyltransferase activity. Gene Ontology annotation, biological process: GMP salvage; XMP salvage; hypoxanthine metabolic process. The record is from RefSeq and is a predicted model, not a curated record. Gene Ontology annotation, cellular component: cytoplasm. NCBI's taxonomy places the organism in Eukaryota, Fungi, Ascomycota, Pichiomycetes, Serinales, Debaryomycetaceae. The coding region runs from base 1 to 642 and encodes 213 amino acids.